UCUCAUGAGUGAGGGGCGGAUAUGUUUCACUUUCACUUUCACUUUCAGAUUUUGACAAAGCUAAGAGACAGGGAGAGUUAGAGCUUGAAGACGUUGCUCACGGUCUCAUGAGUGAGGGGCGGGUUUCCUUUUUUAAACCUAGCCAGACAGUAUUUAGUGGGGAUACCCUCAACACCUUCAGACCUAUUUGUGCUAUUAACGAGACGGUGACAGUGCUGAUUCCAGUGAAGAACCCUCUCCAAGUACCCCUCACCUUAUCUAACAUAUCUUUACUCUGUCUGCACUCCCCAAGGGACCCCAAUCAUCCUAUCAAACUAAUUAAAGCACCUUCAAGAGGCUCCUCACCUGACAUGUCCUACAAAAGCAAACUAAAGACUGCUUCUAAAGAUCAGGUUGAAACGUCUGAGCUAGCUCGGUUGGUACUAGGUCCUGAGGAGGAGGUUAUAAUAUCCCUGUCUGUUACCCCGCUAGUUGAAGGGAACUUGAGUAUAGCUAGCCUUGUUUAUCAUCUGGUAUCUACUAAAGCACUGGACAAGCAAGCUCCUGAUGGCACCAAAGAGAGUGUGAUGGAGAACAUGAUUCCAGGGAAGAUAAACCUGUGUCCGAGAGGACCCCGGUUAAACCAAACUAAGGAUCAGCGUGUUGGUCAGGUGUACGGUAUUGACAACAGACUCAAUAUGCUAGUGACGUCUCCACUCCCAAGACUUGAGCUGGAAACUUCCUCCCUUCCAACUCACCUGUUUUGUGGUGAGGUGAAGUGUGCAGUAAUAGAGGCCACCAACACCGGGGCUACUCCUCUCACUAAACUCUGUCUGGCUACUUCUCGUCCCUGCUCUCUCGGCGAGGUGCGACUGUCGCCGUUUCAACCUGUGGUUCACCCACGAGGCGGACAGUUUUGUCACGUGAUAGAUCCCUCGCAUCAUGCUCCUCGAGCUGCUGUAGUUAAUCUCCCUGACGGUCAACUCAACCCCGGUCAAACGGCUUACAUAGCUGUGUGGGUUUAUGGAGGGGAGGAGGCAGAGAAAUACGAUUUAGUUACUCUGUUAUACUACACUCCUUCCACAGAUAUUCCUGGUGUAACUCACCGGGCAGUGAGCACAGAAACGAAGGUCAACAUCAGUGUGAGCGUGACGGUAGAAUCACGAGUUUGUAACGUUACUCCGACGUCCCACAACAAAUUACAGCUGCUGGGUUCUGUUAUAGUUAACAAUGUGGGAUAUUAUUCGCUCAGUCUACAAGAUCUUCAUGUGACCCAGCUGAGUUUGGUGAGCAACCGUUGGAUCAUGAACAGCUUGGAGUCUAACAUUCCAUUAGUUGUGUAUCCAGGUGCAAGUAUCAACAUUCCGUUUAGAGCUGAACUUUCUCCCAAAGAAUCUGCUUACUUUUCUAGUGUCAGUUUGGGAGGUGGACCGCUAGUAGAUACCUCGGCUAAUCACGUGCUAGAUCUGUACAGGAGAUCACAGGCCUGCCUUGAGGCGAACAAAACCUCCGCAGACAGUCCAUCUCCCCACUAUAACAUGGGAAUGCUAGUGUUCUGGGAGGGCAGUGUCUCUGAGGAGGGCAACAAGUCUAGAAUACUCCAUGCUCAAAACCACACCGCUCUACAGGCUUCUCUCCUUCCACAGCCUCAACAGUUACUAAGUUUGGGUCUGAGUUACCAGGAAACUUGGUCAGCAGAUUUCAAGACGGCACCUCUGCUGCCGGUACCGGUAACACUGCACAUUACUAACUGUUACAACACCUCACUUACUGUUAUGGUUACUGCUAAUACCACUGCUGGCAGGCCGGCUCCACCAAAGGACACUCUCCCCUUCAUGUGGUCGGGUGUAGUCCGUCACAAGAUAGAGAUACCUGAUCACGUGACAAGAUCAGUAAACUUGACGGCUGUCUUCUCUACACCGGGAGUAUACAACAUUAACCAGUUGUCUGUGUGUGUUGCCAGGGAUACCGGCCCUCUUCCUCAACUUCUCGAUUCUACUUCUCUUCUUAGAGUGGACGCUCUUUGAUUCAAUUAGUUAAUUACUUAGUUUAUUAGUGGAUUAAUUGUUCGAAAUGAAAUUAUGUGAGUUUAUAUUGCCAAUAGUAAAUUUAUGGAUUUCAGCUUGAUUAAAGUUUAAACUUUUGAGUUAUUGUGUUUACUGCUGGCUCAGGGAAAUUCUCACCAAUAACCAUUUCUGUAUUGACUAUAUAAUCUCUACUAUAUAGUAGCAGUAUUAGAAGCAGAGUACUCUAGUAAUAUAAUCAUUAUUAUUUAGAAGCUAAUUCUGUAAAUGUCAGUUUUAAUAUUUUGUUGGACCUGGGAAAACUUUUAACGAUUUAAUGUGAUAAAUUAGAGACGAAAUUAAGAUUUGUAAAAUGUAUCACUAAUUGCUCCUGUGAUGUUGAACAACUUCA
Messenger RNA from Bolinopsis microptera, 2394 nucleotides. RefSeq lists its product as uncharacterized. Bases 108 to 2006 code for a protein of 632 amino acids. The transcript has 15 exons. Gene Ontology annotation, cellular component: TRAPPIII protein complex. The record is from RefSeq and is a predicted model, not a curated record. Lineage: Eukaryota; Metazoa; Ctenophora; Tentaculata; Lobata; Bolinopsidae.